UGGUCAAUUGCGCAUGCGUUAGUAUUUGUUGUGAUUUCGAACAGAAACUUAGAAAGAUGUGAAAGAAGGAUUUAAUGCAGGACACUGACAGUCUGAAGAUGGCCAGCACAAGCAUGUUAGGGGGGACUGGUCAUGUCACUGGCUUGCCUCCCGUUGUCCAAAACCUGGCCUCGUCGCUACCUCAGCUGACAUCAGAGACCGAGCUCCAAAAACUGCUCGCUGAUGAACGAAUGAGAAGCCAGAUGCACAGAACCAACUAUGAGCAGCUAAAAGAGGAGCACAAAAGGUUGCAAGAUGAAUAUGCCCAGUUAGAGGAAGAGAUUAAAAGGACGGUGGAGGAGAGUAAGAUUGUACAGGAGAAGUACAAGACGAUGUACGAACAGACGCGGCGCGAGCUCGGAGAGAAGAGUGCGCAGAUGGAGGAGGUCCGAAGCAGCGUCAUCACUCCCCAACGUCUAGAAAUAAUACGGACCCAGGUGACGGAGGAAAUAUCGAAGAUUUACAAGGAGCGUUAUCACAAACAGGAGGAGGAGGUGGAGGAAUACCGCACGCUGUGUAACCAGUUAAAACACACGCUGGCCUUCACACAGUCCGAGUACGAGACCCAGAAAGCCGAGUACCAGCGGAUUAUAGAGGAAUACAAACUCAGUGCCGAGGCAGAGGUUACAAAUCUACGUAAAGAAAGGGAGACAACCAUCACUAAGGUGCGGGAGGAGAGCAGUCAGGACACGGAGCGUGUCCGGAUCCUACAGAAGGAGAACGCACAGUUACUGCUGAAACUGAAGACGCUAACGCUGGAACUGGAGGAGCUACACGCUCAGAGAGAAAAACAGGGCUUCGAGACCGACAACAUUACCCGUGUACAAGCCAAACAGAUCACGGAGCUGUCUGCUUCUGUCAAAGGCCUGGAGACUGAGCGAGAGUCCCUUCGCCGACAGCUGGACCAGUUACAGCGAGAUUUAGCUCUGACCGGGGACACCCAUAACAAACUGACCGGGCAGAUCCACGAACUGGAGAAGGAGAACGCCGUCUAUAAAAAUAAACUGGAGGAACUGACCCACAAAAACAAAGUCGACCUCACCAACCUCAAAAUGGACAUGUUAAAACAGAGGGGAGAGUUAGAGAGGGAGAGAGACAAACUUCUGAAUGUAGUGGAUGAUUUGCAGACCAAGUUGGAGAUAAACAAACACACGAUUGACCAGCAGGCACGGGCUCUGGUGGAGAAAGAGAGGGACGCUGUCCGGCGUGUCCAGGCCGCCAGGGAGGAGGAGUUUGUUAAACUGACCGGUGUGGAGAGUGAGAAACUGGCAUUAGAGACAAAGCUGCAGGAAAUAGACAGGAGGAAGAUUGACCAGGAAGCCUACAAACACGCGGAGAAAGAGAAAAUGGAGGAGCGGAUCCGAGCAGCAAACGAUGCAAAGGAAACGGCAGAGAGGGAACUUCUAGUCUUAAAGAGUAAGGUUGACCAUCAGAAUUCUCUACAGAACCAAAUAGAGCGGGAACGCAGUGAAAACUCCGACUUAAAAAGUAAAAUCUCCAAACUGGAGACUGAAAUCAACGCCUACCUUGGAAAUGAGCAGGAUAUGACAGAUGACAAUUUACGGCUGAGAAAUCAGGUGGAACUGCUCCGGGAGGAGAUUAAGUUGACCAAGGGUCAGCUGAAGAAGGUACAGGACAAUCACGACAUCAUACUGAUGCAGCAGAGGAGCGCUUUCACGGAAGAGAAGGCUCAGGUGGAUCACAGAUUACAGGACCUACAGGGGCAGCUAAAGGAACUCCACGGCAAAUACCAGAGGGCGCUCACAGCUUAUAAAAAGUACAAGAAGAAAAGCACACAUGUGGUGGAGCGACUAAAAGACAAAUUAGAGAUUUUAGAGGCCAAAAAUUUAGAAAUAGAACUGGAGAAAAAGGCAUUACAAGCCUGCGUUCCUCAGGAUAUUUACAGCAAACUUAAGAAGCAAUGGAAGGACCUCCACAGGCGACAUAACGAGUUCCGUAAAGUCCUGCUGUCCAGCGUGUUCCCGGUCACCAUUGGAGAUAUGUCCUUCGCUAAUGUCACCGUACCAGUGGAUUGUACAUUUUUACCAGGAAACGUCAGUUUUACAGAACAGGAGAGAAAACACCAGGAGGACCUUCGCCUUCUGAGACAGCGACUGGAUCGCGUGGACAACAAUCAACAGAAACAGUUAGAGGAGUUACAGGAGAUCGCCAGCAGCACGUUCCGCGGGACCUUCCCAGAGCUCGACGAGAAAAUAGGGAGAGGGUCAUCGAGGAAAAAAUUACAGAGACGGAAGUCAUUAAAGAACACGAGAAAAUUGUGACAAAAGACGUCGUCGUGGAGGAGGACGAAAGCAUGGAGAAGGCCGACUCCGAAAAAUCCAGCUGAUGACAGUGGGGGGCGGGAAUUCAUCCUUCAUUAUACUCAUAUCAUCACCAUUUAUCAUAUAGAAAUUUGUACUAAGAAUUUUUAGAAUGGAACAUAUACCCAAGGAAAAGUUUCCCAAGACAACAGCAUUACAAGGAAGACUUAAGCAUCAUGAUGAACACAGUGUCAUAUUUUUUACCCAAGUGUAAUGCAUGGAAUUUUCCAAAUUAUCGGUCUAAUCCAAGAUACAUGUAUCAUUUUGAAUUGAUGUCGUCCCCAGGAUUGGAUUCCUGUGCUGCUCGUAGCCUGGCCUGGUUAAUGAUGUUGUUGUUCAAUAAUCCUAAUGUCCUAAACCUGUAAUUCUCUUCUUUAGCUGUGAUAUUUGAACUUAGUGGAUAUUUUCUCUACACAUAUUUAUUAUAUUGUAUAUUUACGUAUUAUAUUAAUUAUUGUUUUUGUUAAUUGAUAUUGACUUUAAUCUCCGUGUGCCUUGUUGUGGAUUUGUAUAGCAAUACAGGAACAGGUGCUCUGGUCAAUGUUUUUGUUAGAAAAACAUUAGAAUGAAGUACCUUUGUAAUAAAUUAUACUGUAACAGUAGUGGAAAUAUUUAAGGUACAGUGCGCAUCACUAAAUUUACAUAUUUCAUAUUUUUGAUACAAUUAGUAGAUACCUAACUAACUUGAACUAAGUGUCAAAUGUAUUGAAUUCUAUUGGACCUCCAAUUUUAAAGUCCACUCAUAUCUUUUAGUGCAUGGAGGUAAAGUUCAGAAUUACUUUUUUUGUGAUGUAUUUUAUUACAAAAAAAUAAAUGACUAUAAAGCAA
This is a messenger RNA of Saccostrea cuccullata (small rock oyster), 3188 nucleotides long. Its product is annotated as centrosomal protein of 83 kDa-like. The transcript is spliced from 12 exons. Bases 75 to 2321 code for a protein of 748 amino acids. Gene Ontology annotation, cellular component: ciliary transition fiber; centriole; centrosome. Lineage: Eukaryota; Metazoa; Mollusca; Bivalvia; Ostreida; Ostreidae. Gene Ontology annotation, biological process: cilium assembly; establishment of centrosome localization. The record is from RefSeq and is a predicted model, not a curated record.